AUGGCACCUUUCAAUUGGACUUUCAGAGGUAAGAUCAAAGUUUAUCCGCUCACAAAAAAUGACAUUUAGAAAUCAUGCAUUCAUCAUUUACUGUAAACCUCCCUCACAUCUAGUUCCCUUUUCUCCGGUUCAAUAUCGUAAUACACAAUUUCUUAUACUGCUAUAUUGGUAAAUAGCGACCGUUCGCCAUUUAUCCUAUACAGGGUGUAUAAAAAAAACUGAACAGAUUUGAAAUUGCUCUCAAUUUCGCAAAACAGCUAUUAGUAUCCAGUUUUUUAUAUAUAUAGCUUCUUUGGGUACUUAUAAUGUAGAAUAAUGAAAAAAAAAUUCUCAAACUCAAAUUUUGUAAACCAGGGGGGUGUCUUUUCCAACAAACUAAAAAUGGCUUGUGCACGAAAUUUAAAAGCUGUAAUCGUAUUUUGAGUUAAUGGGUGAAAAAUUUGUUGGGUAUUUAACUGCUGCACAAAAUUUCAGAAAAUUUGCCUCAGUUUAGGCCUUUAACUAUUCACGCAAACUUUUGCAUGCUUAAUUAAUGCCUUUGCCUAAUUCAAGUCAGCAAUAUGCAAGUUAGGUAAAGAUAUUAAUUAAGCGUGCAAAAGGCUGAUUUGGGGGGGGGGAUGAAUACUUAAAGGGCUUAAACUAAAACAAAUUGUCUUGAAAAUUUGUACAGUAAUUAAAAACCCAACAAAUUUUCCAUUCAUUAACUCAAAAUACGAUUAAAGCUUUUAAAUUUCGUGCGCAAGCCAUUUUUAGUUUGUUGGAAAAGAAACACCCCCCUUGGUUUACAAAAAUUGAGUUCGAGAAUUUGUUAUCAUUAUUCUACAUUAUGGGUACUCAAGGAAUCUAUAUAUAACAAAAACUUGAUACUAAUAGCUGUUUUGCGAAAUUGAGAGCAAAUUAAUAUCUGUUCAGUUUUUUUAUUUAUACACCCUGUAUAGUCAAGGAUUCCCUUUUUUAUACUGCAAUACAUUUUGUCAGGAGGGGCCCAAAAUUUUACCAGGGGGGGCCGGGCCCUCCGGCCCCAGCCCUGGCUACGCCUCUAGCUGAGCAUUGAUACCACAAACUGGUUUUCGAAAUUGAGAGCAAUUUCGAGUCUGUUCAGUUUUGAUACACCCUGUAUUGUCCGCACCAACGAGGAAAAGGAUACGUAACUCAUUCAAGUUUUUCCUACUUAAAGAGAAGUGAUGCACCGAUAUGGAAAUUCACCGAUAUUCCGAUAACCGAUAUUGAAGGACCGUCGACCGAUAUUUUUCCAAUACCGAUAUUUUAUGUCAUUUCACAAAAUUCAAAGAUGACAUUAUGACAGUUCUACUUUAACACUUUUGAAUUUAAUUCAAUUCAUUUGUUUCUAAAUACUGAAAAUAUCAAAUGAAAAGCUGCGAAUGCAUGCAACAAACUAGUAUAUUACUACGUCAGUGACUGUUUAUUUGUAAUAAAAAUAACUAUUGCAACUAUAACCAAUCAUUAAUAUUUAAUAACAGUUUGUAAUAUCGGUAAUAUCAACAACAAAAUUACCGAUACCGAUAUUUCUAUUUUAGUACCGAUAAGCCGAUACCGAUACACCGAUGUAUUCGGUGCAUCACUAUAUAUACAAAGCGUGCAUCACGAAUUCAAAGGAAAACAUGUAGCUGUGACUGGAUGAUUUAAAAUAUGCGUAUUAAAGUAUACAAAUGUUCAGUCAUGCAUUCGUGUUGUAUUGUAGUAAUAAUUAUGUAAUCAUGAAUGCAUGAGUGAACAUUUCAAUACUUAAAUAUGCAUAUUUUAAAUCAUCCAGUCACAGCUACAUGUUUUUCUUUAUGACUGUGAUUUUUGCCCGAAUUUCGCGAUUCGUGUAUUAAAGAAUGUGAUAGAAAAAAAUUGAAGCAUCUUUACACAAGUAGCAAAUGUAUGAAACAACCAAAACAGGCUAAUCAACAAUUAUGCUAUCAAAUUUUUGUUCUCUGGCCCCGUUCUCACCUUUCUCACCACUUCUCGUCAGCCUGCCUAUACACGAAUCGCGAAAUUCGAUUGCGCAUCCAAAUGACGCGUUCUAAGUCGGCCAAAGCCCAGAUUCAAAGUAAAACAUGUGGCUGUGACUGGAUGAUUUAAAAUAUGGGUGUUAAAGUAUUGAAAUGUUCAGUCAUGCAUUCAUGUUGUAUUGUAGUAACAGCCUCGUCCCCAGGCGCUUUGAUUUGCUGCGCCUACAGAGCCGUCCACUGCUUGCGUCGGAACCCACACGUCUGAGUUGGAGCCUGGGGACGAGGCUGUUGUAGUAAUAUGUAAUCAUGAAUGCACGAGUAAACAUUUGAAUACUUAAAUACGCAUAUUUUAAAUCAUUCAGUCACAGCUACAUGUUUUUCUUUAACUGUGAUUUUUGCCUGAAUUUCGCGAUUCGUGUAUACCUUCGCCUCCUAAACACAACACAUUAAGGAGGAAUUACUUUUUGUGUUUUACCGUGAUUGAACCAAUUAGGUAUUUACUAAUAUAUCGCAUUGAUACUGAACAUUAUAGAAAUGGCAUUGCUAGAAAAAUAAUUUUUUAGUAAAUUCGGGCAUUUUAACUGCCCUUCUUCAGGCUGGCGAUCCCCAAAAAUUAUUUAUAGUCAUUUUCCCAAUCAAUAGCCUGAAGAAGGCAGUAAAUAUACUGGGCGCAACGAUGAAAAAAAAACACUUAAAAUUCUACAUAAUUUAUUGCAAGAAUUAAAAAUUUUCUUAUUUAAUUUUUGUUUAGAUAAACUGACUAACUAUGGGAACAAGUUUGUCAUAGGAUUUACUUCCCAAUAUUCCCUGCGUACCUACGGUUACGUUGGAAUAGCAAUUGCAGCUCACUUCGAUACAAAUGUCACAAUUAUCACACAAUCAACUUCGAGCGUUCCGUUGAACGUCGCCAUCCAUAUGAAAGAAGGAGAUUUCUUGGAGUAUGCUCUGCCGCGCUCCCUGCGAAUGCAAGGAAUCCAAAAUAAUGGUAUUCAGGUUUCGUCAACAAUGAAUAUUUCUGUGGCGUGUUUCAAUUAUUAUACAGGUGGGGAUGGAUACCUAGCACUACCAACUGACGCACUAGGUGUAACAUAUGUUGUUGCAUCAUAUACACCAUACGAUAGCGUUGCAAGAGCUAAAAUUGGUAUUGUGUCAAUACAUGACGAAACAACCAUUUUAAUUCAACCAAUUAAGAAUGCCGUUAUUGAAAUUGGUGGAACCGCGUAUACUCACGCGGACACGAUCCAUGUUUCUUUGGGUACACUGCAGUCCAUGCAAGUAACGAGUAAAUCGGAUUUAUCGGGGACAACGAUAUUCGCUUCUAAACCAGUAUCUGUCGUCUCUGGGGUGGAUUUGGGAAUUCCUGGCGGCACUGGAAGUUAUGACAGAUUAGAAUCAUUUCUUUUACCUGUCACACACUGGGGAAAACAGUACAUCUUAACAACGGUCGGAUCAACGAACAAAAACCAAGGAGAUAUUUUCCGAAUUUUUGCCUUUGGAAAUAGUACGGUUGUCCACAGUGCAUACUGGACCAAAGUUUUGUUAUCCGGCACUUAUACUGAAUUGAUAUUAGGCGAAAAUCUUACCUCGUUUGUGAACUGCAAUAAACCUUGUCAAGUGGUACAAUACAUAAGGGGGGAAACAAUUGGCUCGAAAAAGGCGGACACUUCGAUGAUUGUCCUUCCUUCGAUUAAACAGUUUAAAUCAUACUAUCGUGUACUUUGUAGUCUUUUUUCAAGUUUUUACAGUUCUGCAACAAUUACGAUUGAGGAACGUUUAACCAACGGUUUGUUUUUGAAUGGAGUUAAAAUGAGUUAUCUAAAUUGGAUUAAAAUUUCGGGGACAAAAUAUGUUUGGACAGUGGUUGGUAUGCCUGGAACGAAACAUGCUACCUUCUAUCAUUCUUCGCGUGAUGGUAACUUUGGACUGCUGGUGUAUGGCUGGAAGGGCGGAAAUUCGUAUGCUUACCCUGGAGGAUUCACUUUUCAACACUACAGUACCGGUAAGUAAUUGCCAAGCUUCGACCCAAACGCGGUGAAAUAUUUCGCUUUAAUUUGGACAGCAUUGCUGCAGCGUUGAAAUAUCAUUAAUAAUGAUAGAAUUGGCAGUUCCUUGAUGUGCAAUGUUUGGCUAUAUUUUAAGAAUAUCAACCUUUGGAGCUGUAAAUUUAGUUUUAAUAUUGCCCGAUACCCUUUAGGAAACUGUUAUUUGAUCACCGGCUCUUUACGUGGUUCGUGUAUACCAAGUUGUCUUUUCGCGUGAAAAUUGCGUGUGACAACAGACAGUGUAAUUACAGUGUGGGUAUAAUAUCGAUAACAAAUGAAGGGAAUUUCGAUGAUGCUAAUUUACUUUCAAAGAACAAAAUUUCUAUUUAUAUAAGUAAAUAUAAAUUUUUUGUUCUUGUCUAUUCAGCAAUUAUGUAAAAAAUAUAUAUCUUCUUCCGGUGUAAAAUUUUGAGUUAAAAUCUUGGCCGGCCUUGAGAUUUGUUUUUUAUAUGUUGGUGAAUAUGUUUGUGAAUAUGUUAGUUAACAGCGAAAUAAUUUAGAUAGUGAAACUCACUGUUUUUUACAACAACAUGAAAACCAGAGGUGGAAGACGAAGACUGCAAACAAAAAAAGCUGUGAAAAAGUUCUAUGCAUGCCAUACUUAUAUUUCCCCAUGGCCCAUGGCAUACUUAUCUUUCGCCAUAUAUGGUGGGAUAAAUGAUAGUCUGACGCAGUUUUGUCUCUAAUUGCUUUGAAUUAUUGGUUGGGUAUGAACACAAGUUCUUGUACUCAUGGGGAAAAAAAUCAAAGAAAUAAAAAUUAGAAAAUUUAAAAGAAAAUAUAUAGUAUUUCUUUUAAAUUUUCUAAUUUUGUUUCUUUUAUUUCCAUGUUUCUCGCUGUGCGGCUAUAUCAUCUUCCUGUACAAUAUGCUGCAGCCUUCGUGUAUCGUUUUCAAAAUCGUCAAAAGCAAGCCAAGGUCUCUCUCUUCACGAGAAAGCAUCUUAUUUAACAAUUAUUGGAUGAGGUUGAGCACGAUAUGAAGAAUUAUCAAACCCGACGUUUGCCGUUAUCAACCGACGCCGAAGCCUGAGGAAGCAUCUUAUUUAACAAUUAUUGGAUGAGGUUGAGCACGAUAUGAAGAAUUAUCAAACCCGACGUUUGCCGUUAUCAACCGACGCCGAAGGCUGAGGUUGAUAACUGCAAACUGAGGGCUUGAUAAUUCUUCAUAUUGUGCGAAAACCGAAUUCAAUAAUUGUUUUAUUAUUUAUUUAAAAAAUUCAAAACAAACGGUCGUCCAUUUGUUCGCCUGCGUUUAUCAGCCAAUCAAGAAUUAGGAAACUGAGUGUUCUUACCUACUCUAGAAGCUUUUGUUGAUCUUUUUGUAUUUAAAGAAUCUUUACCUUUCAGUAAUUUUUCAAUUUCGGCUUCGCCAAGGUUGGCGAACCUUUCAGUGGAAGAAGCCAUUUGUAUUUUAUGAAAAAAAAACAAUUCCGUAGUCCUUCGGCAGCCGUCGUCAUCGUCAUCGUCAUAUCAAUUGCGUCAGCGAGUCAAUAUGAUUCUCGUCGUCAUAGUAAUAUGGCGCAAACGCGUCCAAAUUUUUGUCAUAUUGACUCGUUGACGUCAUUUUGCUAAUAUGAAUGUGAAAAAUCCCUAUUUAGUUAGCCAUUGAGUUGAUAUGACAAUUUCACAGUUGGCUGUUAGCCAAUCAGAAACCAGGAAUUUUUUAAAUAAAUAAUAAUACGUAUUAAUAAAUACUAGUUAAAACAUGAGCAGCCGAUCUUUAUCUGACAUACAAACUCGAGCCGAAAACGACCCUCUUGUGAGUUCAUUGGCGAAGUAUAAUUUUAAAAAUAAACAUUGUCUAAGCCGAGCAAUUCGUUCCCCAUGCCUGCGAUCCUCGGAAAGGAACGUGAGGCUUUGGGAUAAUCCGUUUCAGGGAGGAAUCUGAUUGGCCGUUGAUAUGGAAUGCGCAGUUCGGUCAUCUUAGCCACUGAUCUGUACUAAGACUGGAUAACGCAUCUAUAGUAUACGAAAGUGAAGCCGGAAGUCACCGGCCGCCACCCGAUUCAAGGGUCCCACUUUUGUAUAGAUUUGUAUUACAGAUGGUAGUUUUUCGCGUUUUUUGCCUUGCCUACGUUUCUGACCGGGCCAGUUUUACAAUCACAAAAAUAGAAGCAUACAAGAAGAAUUUUGAGCAAAAAAUUUGGAGUAUUAUGACUUUAUAACGCCGCGAAACGGGUAUACAAUUUUGAAGGAGUGGAGAGCCUCAGACUUUGUUUAUCAACACGAGCUCGUUUUGCUACUUUCAUACAAAAUCAAAAUGUACAGGGAUUACUGUUACUGGACGAAUAUUCCCAGGAAAUUUGAAGAAUGGAGCAGCUACAUUGUGAACAAAAGCAUACUGAGGUUAGUUUUAAAAUACCUUGAGGCUACUUUUAUAAUUUUAUAUGAAUUAAAAACAGUUUUAAAUGUCAAUUUUGUCAAGAGCAUUCCCUCAACUUGUCGAGAAGUUUUGUAUGUUUUAAAGUAGGAAGACAAGUGACAAUCAAAUAUUUUUUAAUCCAAAUUAACAAUGACUCAAUAUAAUGUUAUUUUAAUUCAUAUGAUUAUAAAAUUAGCGUCAAGGUAUUUUAAAACUAACCUCUGUACGCUUUCGUUCACAAUGUAGCUGCUUCAUUUCUUCAAAUUUCCCGAGAAUAUUCGUCCAGUAACAGUAAUUCUUGUAUAUUUUGAGUUGAUUUUGUAUGACAGUAGCAAAACGAGCUCGUGUUGAUAAACAAAGUCCGAGGCUCUCUAUUCCUUCAAAAUUGUAAAUCCCGUUUCGCGGCGUUAUAAAGCCAUAAUAUUCCAAAUGUUUUGCUCAAAAUUCUUCUUGUAUGCUUCUAUUUUUGUGAUUGUAAAACUGGCCCUGUAAGAAACGUAGCCAAGGCAAUGCAAAAAUCGCGAAAAACUACCAUCUGUAAUACAAAUCUAUACAAAAGUGGUACCCUUGAAUCGAGUGGCGGCCCAGUGACUUCCGGCUUCACUUUCGUAUACGCGUAUACUAUAGAUGCGUUAUCCAGUCUUAGUACAGAUCAGUGGUCUUAGCCAGGAUUCCUGGCUUCCGGCAACGGAUUAUUUCAGAACCUCACGUUCCUUCCCGAGGAUCGCAGGUUCGGGAAACGAGAUUGUAAGCCGAGAAAAUCAAAGCUGAAGUUUAUGUUAAUCAGGACAAAUCUUUAUCCGAUUUACAAACAUUGAUUAAACAUUCAUUUCUUUUGAAUUUUCUUCAUCAAUUAUUAAUGAGUUUUUUAAUAUACAUAAAAAUGUUCGAAACAAUUGUAGUUUUAACUUUAUACGUUUAUAGCGAACCGUCCACUGGCAAAGCUUUCCUGGCUUUGUUAUAUCACAUUAUACAUGCAACGCUAACAGCUUGAAAAUUCCACUCAACUAUGUAAAGUUUUGUUAGUCUUGUUUAAAGUAAAGGCUUUUCCAUUUAAAAAAAGAUAAAAGCCAUAUUUUCCAACCGAAGUCAACUUUUACUUUAUGUAGCGCGCCAUGUUUGUUUUGUUUUGAGGCAAUCUGUGACCGUUACUUCUUUAAACCUGCUUUAUCAUCACAUUGUUUUUUCACCAAUCAGAUCAGUUUGUUACAGAUUUUUGCGCUUUGGUAACAGAAAAUUGCACUGUGAUAACAGAAAAUUGCACUGUGAUAACAGAAAAUUGCACUGUGAUUACAAAAAAUUGCACUGUGAUUACAAAAUAUUGCACUGUGAUUACAAAAAUUGCACUGCUGUCUGAGAUUAACUGCACUGAAAUCAACCAAUAAUCACAGUCGAGUAAUAUUUUUAUGUAUAUUAUUAAGCUCGUAAUAAAGUUUAUUUUCGCUAUUAUUUGCAAUUUUAUUGAAAUAGUUUGAUAUACUUAGGGGCCAUUCACAAAGGAUGUCCGAGCCGAGGGGGGGAGGGGGGUUUGGAAAAUCAGGACAAACUCGGACAUAGGGGGGAGGGGGGGGUUUUAGCAAUCCGGAUGUCCGAAAUUUAAAAAAAUUCAAAAACAAAUUUCUUUUUCCCUCUAUUUUGAGCAGUCCUUCCCAUUGUGAAAUUGGCAUUUUGACUAUGCGGUUAACACUAGAUUUUGUUUUAAUUAGUAAUUUAUAUGUUUUUGUGUUCACAUUUACAGUUAUAAAAAAGUUCUAAAAGUAAAAACGUGAGUUUUUGCGUGGCAUGGCGGAUGUCCGGGGGGAGAGGGGGGAUCACUAAUUCUGACAAUGCCGGACAAGGGGGGAGGGGGGGGGUCUGAAAAUCCAUCAUUUGGCCGGACAUCCUUUGUGAAUGGCCCCUUACGUAUUUAGACAAUUUAGACACAAUGCAGCAUUAUAGCCCCAAUUAUAAUUAAUAAAUAUAAUAAUGAUAAAAGUUACAACAUCUAGCUUUGUAGUAGCCCGCGUGCAGGCCCAAGGGAGCAGGCUCCACUAUCAAGUUCCCUUGAGCCUGCUCCCUUGGGCCUGCAUGCGGGCUAGCUUUGUAGGAGCUAACAUAUACUAAUUUGUUUGUAAAUUGGCGUUAUUUUUUUUAAAUUUUAUUUUCCCAUGUAUAAAAAUCUACUUAAAAUAUAUUACAAUAAUUUGAAGAUGUUGGGCUAGAGACCUACUAGAAAUCUUCAUAGACUUUUUAUUUUUUAUUUUCAUAGACUUUUUAGUUAUUAUAAUAGCUAGCCUAUAUUGUCCUGCGUUGGUGUUCAAUGUCCAAAAUUAUAUUAUUAAUAUAUGUACAACACAGAGCUUCGCCAUUUAGUGGAGGAAUAGUAGCAAAAAAUGUACUAGGAGAUUUACAGAUGGACCACCAUGGUAUUUUCUGAAAUAAUAGACCCAAGAAAGCCUUCCAACGGCGCAACAUAUUAAUUGCAAUUUGUCUUUAAAAGAGAUUGCAAUGUACUAUCACCAACUUUCAUUAAAGCGUGGCUCCGAUUAUUGAAACUUGGAUAGUUCAAACCUUCAGUCUUUAUUUAGUAGCAAGCCCUCUGGUAUCUUAUUUCUUGGCCCUUCUUGGAGAACACUCGCUCUUUAACUAUGCAUUGUAUUUUAUCUUAGACAUCGAUGAAUGUGCAGGUAAUCAUGAUUGUGAUACAAAUGCCGAUUGUGUCAACACUGAUGGAGGUUAUACAUGUACAUGUCGAGACGGUUAUACUGGUGACGGGCGAUCCUGUACCGGUAGGCUCAAAUUUAAUUCCUAGAAAAUUAAACUUGGAAAAAAUUGUUAGUAAGUGCUAACUAAGUACAACUAAGUACAAGCUCUGCACUUUAAGGUGACCCAAUACUAACAGUUUUUUUUAAAUGGAAAAUUUGCGAUUUAAGACCCGUCUUUUUGGAUUACUUGUUGAGAAACAAAAAGUAUCUUACUUAUGUAAAACAACAUCUGAAGAGUUUAAGUAGGGCCGUCGCGAAGAAGUUUAAAUAUAAAGGGGGUGUGGGUAUGGCAUUUUCCGACAAAAGGGCGUGGUCACUGCGUGAGGUCAUCCGAAGUUAACUAUUCAAUUACAUGUUUUUUUUGGAAUUGGACAUAUCUUUACUCUGACGAGAAUUUAUUAAUUGAAUAAGAAUCACAUGUUCAUGUGUUUUAAUAGGCAAUAUUUUACAUUCAAUCCAAUUUGGCAAUUAUAAAUUAGGGUCCGGCUAGUGACCAAUCCGAUGAAAAAUUGUGUUGCGUAUAUGUUACACGCAUCUGCUCAUAGAAACUAGUGAAUUUUGUUCUAAUAUAAAGCUCUAUAAUUACACUAUGUCUCCUACUAAAUUGUCAAGUAUUCUAAACAUUUGACAGCGUUAAAGGUGAUUUAUUAAGGCCUUUACAUUUUUCUCCACGUGCCUCCACAAUGUAGGAAAUUAGUGCCUUUUCGCAAACCCAAAACUCAAUCUUUUAAUGGGGGAAUAUGCUUCCGGACCUCUUUACAAUUGUGGCUCACUAAUUAUUAAGUUGCUCCCCCCCCCAAAAAAAAAUAAAUUAAAUGUAACAGUACUGAAUGUAACAGUACUGUACACGCUUAAAUGUACAAAUUCUAAACCACAACAAAUACACUCUAGUAAAGACAAUUAUAUUUCUUGCCGAAUGUUCUCCCCCAACAAAAUAACAAUACAAAGCAAUGACAAUAUAUAAUUUCUAAAUUCUCAGCUGAGCCGUUCGUGCUUCAAAUAUACCUGAAAGGCAGUAUUUCGAUUUCAGUUCGAUUUUACAUUCAUCUCCUUGCUGGUCAAAAUCAAUUUGCGGCUCUGUGCCUCUGUUUAACACCACAUUUAAUUUCCCGUGUUUGUAUUUCUUGUAUUGGAGUUUUACAUUGGAGGGGCUUAGUGGAAAGGCCGACUCGUUCGGAACGUGUAAUUCUGAGAGAGGCUAAUGAGGGUCUAUUAGAAAAUUCAAGUUACUUAUAAUUAUUCCAGUAUCAAGUGAGGAUGAUACAGAUUUUAUUUACCAGCUGCGAGAUCACGCCUGGGAGCCAUUUCAUGUAAACACAACGGUUUGUUGAUUUGUCCUUCGCCGAAACUGCUGUUCGAUACUUUUUUAGUUGCCGUGCGGUGAACCAAACCGACAAACAUGACCUCCUUAAAUUUUUAGACAUAAAUGAAUGCAAUGAAGAUCCAUGUACAGAGGAUGGUGCCGUAUGUAUAAACACUCUUGGAUCCUAUACAUGUACUUGUCCUGAGGAUCUCUAUAACAAUGGAAACCUGUGUUAUGGUAUGGAAAAAUGUUGAGAACAUCCCUAAAUUUUGCUGCCAGAAGGAUUAAUUUUAAAACAUUUUGUUAGAUAUUUUCACAGAUAUCCUAAACAUCUUAGCGAAACUCCUACAGUAUAGUGAGGUUAAUAACCAAAAUGAGGUUUAAUUUUAAUCAGGUUCCUGGUCGUAUAUCGACUUAGCAUACAUUCUGGUUAACGUGGUUAUCAUGGUUUAUAAAUCAACCCUAAUUCCCACUAGUUAGACCUUCCCAAAAAUGAGUAAAAUAAUCAAGAAAACUACCCAACGUUUCGGCACUCUAGUCCAGUGCCUUCAUUCAUACCCCAGGGAUGACGUUAUCUGCCAACGAGGUGGAGAUACUCCUGUGGUAAUCUCUUUUCAAAGCAUGGUGAUUUUUGUUACUAUGCUACGUUUCUGUAUUAAACCUGGUUGCCGUGAACUCCCAAACUCUAAAAAUAUUAUUUUGGUUUAACCAGGUGUUAGUUUGACAUUUACUGACGAAGAAGGCGCGUUAGAUUUAGUGGUGCUGCCGUAUUUAUGAACUUUUAAUAAUGGAUAAAAAUUCAUCGUGCUAACCUUACCUGAAUACUGAAAUAGCUCAUGGCUUAUUCUUAAUAUCGUAUUGACUGGCAAUAGCAGGUCCUUAGCAUUGAUCAGGUUCUCGCAUCAGUCCGGCAAAUGAUAAACGUAAUUCGGGCAAAAAUUGGGAGAAAUAACUUGAAAAAGAAGACAUAUGCAAUAUAGUAUUUGAAAAUACCAGAAAUAUGUAAAAGUAACGUCGAAUUUCGACAAAUAGUAAAAAUAUUUCGUCAACCCCCACAACAAUUUUGGAAAGUUUACACGGGAAAUAUUUUUCAGUAAGUCGGGCACAAUGGGAAAAAGUCGAGUAAAUUUCUUGCUGGCCCCCCUGAUUUUUUCCUCCCGUUCGCCUAUGAUCAUAUAAAGAUUUAUUAUCCCAGUAAUGACAAUGUAAUAUCUGGUGGUGUUUCACAAUAUUUAUCCCCGAGAGGGAACUAAUUCCUCACGGUCAUUUACCCCCGGGAAAAGGAAAGCUGCUAGCCGUUUCAAAAGUGGAGUAGUGGAAGGUAGUGGGUGGUCAUUUCAAAAUAUGGCGGAUUGCCAGGAGUAGAAUGAACCAACUGCUUAGAUUUCAGUUGAAAACAUAUGGAAAGUCGUUUCAUACAAUGAGCUGUGAAGCGAUGUUUUAAAUUUUACUUUAAAAAAAUGGGAAGUGAUGAAAUAUAAAGCAAGUUUGUUUGGGGGGGUUUUUCUCGUAAACAUGUACGUUGUUUUCGGGUUUUCCACUUCAAUUAAUAGAAUCAGGAAAAAGCAAAAUUAUUUCCAAGAAGGAACAGUUUGAUUUGAACUGAUUUCAAAGUUAUGAAGGGAGAUUUCAUUUCCAUUUUACCAGGCGACAUGAUUGAAUCCUAAUCACGUGAUCCACUGAAUAGCGGCAUCCCAUUCCCAGCAGCACAAUGCUGAUGCAAAUCUUAGAAGUUCUUUCGUCACGCAAUCUUUAAUAGAAAGGACUUCUGGAACGCACAGUGCAUUGUGGGAUGCUUUCGGGUUAAUAAUUUAUUGUUUGAAAGUUACAUGACGUAAGCACUUCUAAGGUGCAUUUCAAUGCUUUUUUCUAGUUUUUUGCCCGUUCAAGUUGGACCUUGCCUUUCUCGUAGACACUUCUAAUUCAAUCAAUGCAAAUGAUUCCGUGGCAGUCAAGCAGUUUAUGAUUGAAACUAUCGGUAGAAUGGAAAUUGGUCCAACCGGUAAUCAUAUUGCUGCAAUAUCAUUUGGAAACACUGCUGAAGUAUUCAUGGGUUUCAACACCGUCACUGGCGCAAACUUAAAUCGAAGUAAUCUUAUAAAUCAGUUCGCUAAUUUCCCCCAAAAUGGUGGCUUGACAAGGGUCGAUCUUGCAUUGCUUCUGGCGGAAACAGAUAUUUUUACAGCAUCAAAUGGCAUGAGAACUGAUGCUGAUGUAAGAAAG
Molecule: messenger RNA, 12632 nt
Organism: Paramuricea clavata
Lineage: Eukaryota; Metazoa; Cnidaria; Anthozoa; Malacalcyonacea; Plexauridae
Source: the annotation of a GenBank genome assembly